Messenger RNA from Dinoponera quadriceps, 5271 nucleotides. RefSeq names its product pleckstrin homology domain-containing family M member 2 (gene prd1). The coding region runs from base 33 to 3665 and encodes 1210 amino acids. Gene Ontology annotation, cellular component: endosome membrane. The transcript is spliced from 9 exons. The record is from RefSeq and is a predicted model, not a curated record. Gene Ontology annotation, biological process: Golgi organization; positive regulation of membrane tubulation; lysosome localization. Gene Ontology annotation, molecular function: kinesin binding. NCBI's taxonomy places the organism in Eukaryota, Metazoa, Arthropoda, Insecta, Hymenoptera, Formicidae.
UCUUCGGCGCCGAUCGAGAAACGACGGCUUGAAUGUCGCGGGUGACCUGCGCGUCGCUAAAAUCAAUGAGUGCGGCCGGCGCGGUCAACGGCGCCGCACCGCCACCGUCGGCCCGCCGCGUCGUCGUCGUCGGUGCCGCUCGCGCCGCCGCGUCCGGCCUGUUUCGCCGCAGUCUCUCCGGCGUUUUUCGCAGCGGGUCUCGGUAUUGGCGCUACCUCGGCGACGAUCAUGUGAGUGCGCGCGACGAGAUGCCGGGCCGCGAGGACAUGGAUCUCUGCACCGACAAGGUCCUCUCCAAGACCAGGAUCCUGCAGGAACUCACGAAAGCGGUGAAACUGGUCUACGCUCAAAGUCUAUAUGGCACCGUAGUCCUGGAUGGUGACUCCUGGUUGGUAUACUGGCUGGACCGGGCGCUGCGUCACGGAUUGCGUGUAGAGAGACAUGGGUACUGGGGCACUGCUAGAGAACUUAGCCACCAAGAUACUGUCGUGGUCAUUCAUGCAUUGCAGAGUGUACUGACGUCUAUUGGAAAAGGUCGAGCAUGGCUCUAUCACACUCUGAGCGAGGGCAGCUUUGAGAGCUAUCUGGCCUGUUUACUGCGAGACACCAAGACAUUAAAAAAGCAGUACUUUCCACAUGCGCUUGUAAGAGAUGCUGAUAAGACCAAUCAACUGGUCAAUCUUCUCGCCGGUCUGGAAAACGUGUCCUUCACAUUGCAAUUGGAUGUGACGUAUUUGGACAUCUGCAAUUACAUGCCACAGAGGCCUAUGAGCGUAAACCCGUCGGGAACAGUCUUAUCGUUGCAUCUAAGGUCUUCUAGUGUUUCAUCGAGCCUAGCUUCUCCGGGGGACAGCGGCGUUGCGUUCGACAGCGAUAUGGACCUCGCGAAUGAGACCGACGGUAGCAGUUACAAAGAGGAGGAUUUCUCGAUGGACGACAUACCCAAGUACCGAAACAAUAGGUACAAGACGAUUAUCAACAACUGCAUGGAAGACAAUAAGAAUUUCGGAUCCAGCGACUCCAGCGAGGAUGGCAAGACACCGACUCAGUCGCCGGCGAUCACGAAAUUUCAGACCGUCAUGAUGACGAAGAACGACAUAGUCAACCAGAACGUAACGCGUAAGCUCGACGAUAACGAAACAAAUUGCUCCAGUUUGGAGACUAUCAAAGGCUACGACUUCUACAGCAAAAGUCUCGACGAGACCAAGCUGGAUAAAAUGGGCAAAAUCGAUAAUGGCACGAAGGAUCUUAAUAAGAGAAGCACUUAUUACAGCGACAGCGCUUACAGCUUUAAAAAAAAUAUAGAUCCUCGCAAUUCCUAUCUAAUCAAUAACGAUACGAAUUUGUUGGAACUGAGUAUGACUAUCUCCGAUUGUGAUAACAUGGACACUCCGUACGGCAUUUUGAACACUAUUAACAUGACCGACGCCAGCAUUCUGUCUUCCUCCAGCUCGGAAGCCAUAGUGCAACGUAGGCAGCGUAAGAAGAAGCGCGGUGAAAGUAAGAAGCGGGUCAGCUUCCACGAGGACAUACUGAAAACGAUGAAGCUGGAGGACGACGAGAGCUACGCCGAUUUCUCCAUGAGUUUCUUGUCCCCGAAUUCCGUUCUGAAGAGGGACGCUCAGAAAGGCAGGUACAGUUGGUGCGCGCACGGUGACUCGCCCUACACUCAGAAGAACGCGAAUGCGGGAAGGAACGCACAUUCGGACUGUUAUUCCUUCUCGUCGUCGUCCAGCACGUUCGACAGCGACACCGACAAGCAAACGCCGUCGAAGUUCUGCAUCGAGGUGCCGUGCCAACGCAAUUGCAGGUGCAACUGUGGCUUAUCGCUGUCGGAGCGCGGGGCGCCAGAGGGUCAGGAGGAUCCAGGCAAGAGCCUGAGGCCCAAGAUGGAGAUAGAGCUGGAGGAGAACGAGGCCCAGGAAGCCUACAUCGUCGAGAAGGCGUGCGGUAAUAUCGUUGAGGAUCCACCGAGCAAGGUGGAGAUGCCGCAAACUGCAAACCCGAAGAAGUACGCCAACUCUAACAGCGACUGGUCGGACGUGGAUAGCGUGGCAACGUCCGACCUGGAGGAGCGCAAGAACAGCCGGCAUCUGGCUUCGCCGCUGAAGAAACGCAACAUGACGGCGAUAUUGUCGGGUGAGAAUAGCAGCAAACUCCUGGCGCCGCCUCUGCGUCAGGCGCCGUCGAAGACGUCGCUGCUAAGCAGAUUCCUGAAGUCGAUCACGGAGAGGAAGUUCGAGAUCAAGAAGAAUAAGAAGCCGCCGAAGGCGAACACUCUGUACAUCAAGGGGGUCAAGACCAGCUACGAUUCCUUCAAGGAUUUCAACGACAAUCUCGACAAGGAGAUCCAGGAGAACGUGGCAGCCGAGAAGCAGGAGUUCAGCGGCGAGAAAAUCAGCCUAAAGUUGCGCGAACUUUUCAAGAGACACAUUUACCGUGAUAAAACGGAAGAGUUGUACAAGGUGUACAAAGUUAGGAGCUCUUACAUGACAAACGGCGAGAGCAAACCGAUGAUCGCGCUGUUGACGGAUAAGACGUUGUACUUGACCGGCUCCAAGAUCGAUCAUUCUUAUAGCAACCAGUUCGUUAUUCCUUACAACGAAUUGGAUGUCAUAAUGGUCGGACCGAAUGCACAAAAUAUUUUAAUAUCCAACGCCGACUGCGAAAUGCAGUAUCUCUUCUCUACCGGCAGCUCGCAAACUACCUCAGAAUUAAUUGGUCACUUGGAAAUGGCAAUGAGACGAUCGCCGUCGAAACCGAGGCUUCCCGCUGUCAAAGAACUGAAUUACGAGGAUAUGCACAUUCUGAAGAAUUCGAUUCUCUCUGACACAGCAGUGUAUCCGGACGAGAAAAUCGAACACUACAGCCUUAUUUACAUGGAAGACGAGCACAUGUCUCCGCCUAGCACGCCGUGCGGGCCAACGAAAGAGGGCGACCUGAUGUUCCGGCCGCACACUUAUCAGCAUUUACAUCCGAACGCGCCCACAAAUCCCUGGGAGGCCGGCUACUUCGUUCUGAAGGGCGGCGUGGUUUACAUGUUCACAGAUUCGAAUCAGCGGCUUCCUAAACGCGCCAUACCCUUGAAAGGUGGCUUGUGUCAGGGCUGUAGAAGAAUCCCCAACUCUCAUCGGCCGCACACCUUCGAGAUACUGCUGAAACCCAACAAGUCGUACCAGUUUGCUGCUCCGGACGAAUACGUAGCUUCCGAGUGGCUGCAAAGCUUCGUUCAAAGCGCGUCGGGUCUCUUCGACAGCUCGGAAAAGCGAGAACCGUUGCCUUGCAGCCUCAUCACGACCACGGGACACUUGGUGGCGAUGAAGGAGGUCCAUCCCGGCACACAAAGGGGUCAAACUCUCUCAUGCGCCUCUAUCAAGGAUUUAACGGCGUUCCGAGUGCCGUUAGUGCAGCAGUCAUGGUGCAUAUUGGAAUUCGCGUGUCGAGAGGUGCACGAGAAUAGCGGUGAUUGGGUCAUAUAUUUUACGGAUUAUACGGAGCUCUGUGCUUUCAGAGAGAUUCUGGAGACAUUGUGGGCGGAUGUAAACUUGGGCGAGUUUCCUAUGACGACGCUUCCACCAGAGGACAAGCUGCAACGACGUUGCUCGGACGCCAGCAGAGAGCUGGAGCACGCCUGGCGGUACUUGUUGCCACCGGCUUUAGAGUAAAAAGGAAAAAGAUGUACCAGUAGACAAUAUAUAACAGCGUUAUCUAAGAAAUUAUUUUAUCAUAUUGCCAUGAAAUGGCGACAAACGCGAGUAUUCAGGUAAUUGUGCCCGGAAAAUCGGUACACCGAUGUGUCGCGUGUCAAAGUUAUAUACCGCUUACGCAACGUACUCCAGAUUCCGUUUGCCUCCGUUUCGAAUUAGGUGCCAUAUAUCUGUCACUUGGAACUAGAAACAGUCGGUGUUACCUUGUGGCUUAUAGGUAGGAACAAACAGAUAUAUCUUUAUUCAGACAUACGGCACCUGAGUUAUGGCAUAAUAGAGUAAUUUCUUUUCUUUUUUUUUUUUUCUAAUUUCAAGGUACAAAUAUAUGCGCAGCAUUCUCGCUACAUUGCGAUGUUGAGAGAUCGAUCAUUAGAGAUCUUGCAUAAGAUACAAGUUACCGUAAAAAUCGUAUAGGUGACUAUUUGAGGAAGGAUCACACAAAAUGAUGCAACAUCUUUCCUGUAGCAUAAGCCACCAUAAUAAGCUAUUAAUUUAUAAUAACGCAAGGAAAUGUGUAAUAUAACGGAUAAUUGUGAGACAACAUUGUAUUGAUUACUAUAUAUAAAUGUCUAUAUACUCACAUAUACUGAGGAAACGAACCAGUAUGCAUUUGAAUACGCACUAUUGAUAUUAAAAAGUAGUUAUUUAUCGUCGAAGAUGAUACCAUAUAAGAUUCAGAGACACUUAUAGAAUAGCUUCGACACGAGGAAUAGUAGCUUCGUGAAAAUCGCUUGUGAAAUUAUAUGAUUUAAUACAUUCCCAACCGAUAAUUAUAAUUCAAUCGACUUUAUUUUCAGAGAGUAAUUUUCUACGCAUAAUCUUGAUGUAUCAUCUCAAGAUUAUAAAAUUUUAACUCCAUACGGAUCGAUUUUUUUUUUUUAGUGUACAGGUAUGAAUGCGAAGUAUAAGGUAUAUAGUUGUAUUAUACGUGUUAUAUAAAGUAAUUUUGUUUAAUUUGUGUAAUUUUAUAUUAAAGCUCAUGCAGCUUGAACCGAUGUUUGGUUGUAUCGCGCGUUGUACUAAAAUCAUUUGAUAUUUAACGCUUAAUGCGAAAUGAAGCAGCGAAUUUUAUUUGCAGGGGGCACAUUAAAAUGAUCAUAAUGAUUUGUGCUUGGAAGCGGAACUUGAAAAUUAAUUUUGAAUUCUAGAUACGCAGCCUGUCGUAUGGUAAUGAGAUUACAAUAUCAAGAAAAUUUAUACAUGGAAAUGCAUUUUAUUUGCGGCAUGACAUUAACAUGUGAAGAGUUAUCUUUCCUUAAGUUAUAAAUCUUUUUCGUUACCAAAGCUACAUGAACAGAUGCAUUCCAUAUAUACUUGUGAAUAAAUAUUUAACUUAUGCAUUAUUUCAUGUAGCUGUAAGUGAUUGUGAUAUGCUGUUAAGUAAUAAAUGUCACUUGUUAUUAAGUUCAUGAGAUUUCUACAUGAAAUUUAUGUAAAUUAAAGGAGCGAAUAUUGCGCGCGUGCGCGCGGGAAUACAAAAUUGGUUUUAUAUGUUCGUUCUUACUGUGUGAAAAGUACACGGGGUUAAAUUUUCUACAGGUGAAAAUAUAUGUUCUAAAUGUUA